Molecule: messenger RNA, 774 nt
Organism: Ogataea philodendri
Lineage: Eukaryota; Fungi; Ascomycota; Pichiomycetes; Pichiales; Pichiaceae
Exons: 3
Coding region: 1-774 (257 amino acids)
Biological process (GO): regulation of actin filament polymerization; Arp2/3 complex-mediated actin nucleation
Cellular component (GO): cytoskeleton; Arp2/3 protein complex
Molecular function (GO): actin filament binding
Source: RefSeq, a predicted model, not a curated record
AUGAUACUUUUUCAAGCCCUCGCCAUUCUGCUGGGGAUCGUUGUUGCUCUGGAUAAUAUUGUUCUCUUGCCUGCGGUUGGGGGAUCGGAAGAAGAUGAUGAUCCUGAUGACUUGGUGGCUGGAACGCAAUAUUCUGCCUGUAAGGAUGUGGAUGUUGUUGAGGCUGAGAAGGAUCAAGGUACCGUCUUUGGGGUCCACCUUGUGGAGGAGGUGGAUAGUUUUGUUGAUGUUGAUAAUUUUGAGGACUUGGCAUCUGAUUCAAAUGUUGGAAUCUUGACGGUGGAGUCGCAAGAUUCACGCUUGGUGGGCAAUUUCGCCGUUUUGCCAUUGAACACAAAGUUUAAAGGACCUGCCUUCCCGGCCACGUCAGACUACGACAUCAUCGACGAAGUGUUGGACUUGUUUAGAGCCAAUUCUUUCUUUAAGAACUUUGAAAUCAGAGGUCCUUCCGACAGAACGCUCAUCUACGGGAUCCUGUUUGUUUCGCAAUGUCUCAACGCUUUGAACGCCUCCACGUCGCAAAAUGAGGCGGUGCGUAUUCUGACCAACCUGUCCCUUGACAACUUUUCGAUUCCCGGUGAGAUCGGGUUCCCAUUGAACUCCCUGUACCAACCACCAAGAGACAAGAACGAGGCGUUAUUCCUAAGACAAUACCUGGCUCAAUUCAGACAAGAGCUAGCCAACAGACUGAUUGCUAGAAUCUACACAGACGCAUUGCCAAGCAAGUACUGGCUCGCCUUCACCAGACGCAAAUUUAUGAAUAAGAGUUUGUAA